GCAGCCGUCAUCGGCAAGGCGCCGCUGGUCGGCAGGGCAGGAGGCCAGCAGCUUCGAGCUGGCCUAGUCAUGUUCGGCUGCAAUGGCAACACUUGGAGCAGGAGUAUUGAAGCCAUCGAGGCCUUCUUCAAGGCGUACGACUACUGGCCCGACGUAGUGGCGCUGCAGGAGACGAGGCUCCCGCAUGAGCGCUUGCCCAGUGCGGCGGCUCAGGCCCGCGGCCUGGGUUACGCGGCCUUCCUCCACGAGGCGGCGCUGACGGAGAAGCAGGGGCCCCAGGCGACCUCAGGCGGCGUGGCGAUUCUGGUGCGGGACGGCUUGCAGGCCGACGAGUCUGCGUACCCGGUGCCCUCGGCCUUGCGGCACCGCCUCAUCGGGGUGGAGGUCGCCGCCGCCUCGGGCCUUCGGAUCCUGGUGCUCGCUGGGUACUUUCAGCACUCUGUGGGCCCUCGAGGCACCAACCUGGACAUGUUUUCGGCCAUCUCGGGGGUGACGGGCUCUUCUGCCGACAUCCCGUGGGUCCUCCAAGCCGACUUCAACAUGGAGCCCGAGCCCCUGGAGGAGUUGGGGUGGCCCGCGGCGGUGCGGGGGCACGUCCUGGGGCCUUCGGAGGCGACGUGCCAUGCCGAGGGAUGUGACCACCUCUACGACUGGUUCGUGGCUUCCGCAGCGUUGGCUGCCUGCACGGCCUCCUGCGCCACCACACUCGAGGGCUUCGGUCUGCACCCUCAUCGCCCUGUCCUGCUUCGCCUCCAGGACGUUCGGGCAGAUGCGUUGGUGGAGGUUCCGUCCAGGCCCGCACGCUUCCCCGAAGUUGCUCCUGAGCUCCUUCGGGCGCACGAGGACGCGGAGAUUGUGUGCUACUCGGUUGGCAAGAAGGGACAGGCCACGCCUAGGUGCGUCGAGUGGUCCUGGGACGCAGGCACGUCACCGACCAACCUCUCCGUCGCCUUCAGCGAGUGGGCGGCGGCUGCCGAAGGCACCCUGGUCGGCAUCCACGGCAUCGGCCAGGCAGACUUGGCCCGUCAUCUCGGCAGAGGAGAGGGGCCUCGGCUGUCCCUCAAGCCUCUCAGUGCCUUGGUCAGACGGGAUGCCAGGUUCAGGUUCAGCCUCCUCACGCACCGCUUGAGGAGCUGCCUGGACGUGGCCCUCCAGCGGGUGCGCGCUGAGAGGACUGGCCGCUGGCACCCACGGCAUGCAGACUGGUACGGGCACCAGGCCGAGCUCAGGGCGCAGCUCUUGCUAGAGGCGGUGCAGGAGGCUGCCGACUCGGUAGGUGGGGCUCUCCCUGGCGCAGCUCCUGAUCGACUAGGCGACCUGGUGUUUCAGGCGGGCGUCCACGGCAGCCCUGACGCCGUUCGGGACCUCCAAGGGCUGCUCGGUGCAUCGCAGCGCCGCGACGCUGCUCAGAGCGCCCAGGCCUGGCGCAACUGGGCACAGACUGCGGUCGAGAAGGGCGGUCGUCUGGCCCACCGCUUCUCGAAGGCGACGCCUCCGCCGACGGUCAGGGACGCUGACUCGGGCAGGAGGCUUGUUGGGAUGGCAGCGAUCGGCGAGCUCACGAGUGUCUGGCAGAAGCUGUGGCUCCAGGACGGGUUCGCCCUGGGCGCAGGGGCCAGCAGCUGGGACGUUGGCGAGUGGCGGCUGCCACCCAUCUCGCUGGAGCAGCUCCAGGCGGCCUGCAAGCGCUACAGUACGGUUUUGGCUGGGUGUGCGUGUGCGACAGCAGUUGCGAAGCUCCCAGUGCUGGGCGCCCUCCUGGCCGCGGGGGCGACGUGCCCGUUGGUCACGCCGAGAAAUGUUGUCGACGACAUCUCGCUCCAGGCGGUCGGCACGGCCCGACUCGUCAAGCAGCAGCUGUUGGCCUCCAGCUGUGAAGUGGUCCGCCAGCUGCGUGAACAGCACCUCCCACUCAACGAGAGUAAGUCGGUCUUCCUGGCAUCGUCGCCGCAGCUCGCCAAGGAGCUUUCCGAGGCGUGGGCAGCGCAGGGCUUGGCCUUCAAGAGGGGUCUGCAGGCGAGGAACCUCGGCACCGACGCCAACAUUACUCGUCGAGGGGUGCAUGAAGGUGCUGUGCGUGCGGGCGGCGGCCUUCGGCGUGGACGCAGGCUCGGGGUGCUUCGCUCAGCUGGUGCGGCGACCGAGAUGGUCCACCGUGCUGGGCCCACCGCGGCGAUGCUGUGGGGGCGUACUGUGACUGGUGUACCUGAUAGGGAGCUUCAUUCGUGGCGCUUGGCGGCUGUGCGCUCGGCUGGGAAGUUCCCUAAGGGCGCCUCACUCGGGCUGAGGCUCAGAGCGGUGGAGGUCAUGCGGUCCAUCGACCUCGACCCGAGCCCCGCGCUGCUUCGUGCCGCUGUGCAGAUGGCGGCCAGCCUCCUUCAGUCGGGGGAGGUCUCGCAGCGCAUGUUCGAGACGGCCGUGCAGGAGGCGGAGCGGAGGCACGCGGGUGCAGCAGCCCCAUGGGCGCACUGCCGUACGCCAGUGGAUGCCUUGGCCCUCUCGCUCACCAGGGUGGGCUGGAGGCUCGUCCAAGGCACCCGCCUCGCCACCGACGACGGCCACAUCCUGGACCUGCGCAUGAUGGGGCCGCGCGAGCUGGGCCUGCUGGCAGCGGCAGGGGCGCGGCGUGCUUCGGACAGGUCGGAGCUGGCCCGCCUAGGCCACGGUGCGCUCCCCCCGUCGCCCCUGUUCUGGGAGGCCUUCUCGGAGGUCCUCGGGCCUGGCAGCAAGCUCAGCCCCAGGGAGAAGGCGGCGGUGGUGAGUUUCCUUUCCAACGCCCACUGGCCCCAGACCCGUCUGCACUCGGCGGGGGAGAGGGAGCAUGCUCGCUGCUGCGCUUGCGAUGCACCCCGCGGCAGCCUCUGGCACAGGCUGUUCGAGUGUCCCGUCCUCGCGGGGCCGAGGUCGGAUGCCAUGGCGGUCAUGUGGUGCAAUCGCCCCGCCGACGGUCUCCUCGGGGGGCGUCUAUACCUGGAUGGGUCGGCGCUCGACACCGAGUACGAGAGCCUACGGCGUGCGGGUUGGAGCAUCGUGCAGUGCGACUCCGACGGCAACAUGGAGUGCGCGGUGCACGGCAGCGUGCGCCUAGACCUCUGCCCUUUCCAGACGGCCAAGGACGGCGAGGAUUUCGCGGUCUGGAUGCUGUCUCGCUUCCUGGGCCCGAGUGUGGACGAGAUCCUCAUCGAUUGUGCGUCUACGGUCAGCUGCCUCACGUUGGGCAAGAGGUACGCUACGGCAGCCAACAAGCCCAAUGCCCAUCUCUGGGAGGGGAUCUACGCCUCGCUGGACGUGGACAUGCUCAAGGUUACCAAGGUGGCAGCCCAAUGCACCGCCAGAGAUGUGAUGGAUGGCAAGAUCACGGAGGCGGACCUCCGCGGCAAUGGUCAUGCCGACCGCUGGGCCAAGGCAGGUGCGGAGCUGCACCGCUCCAGCCCCGUGGCCAAGCGCGAGUUCUUCGGCGCGAUGGAGGUGGUGAGGGAGCUCUCAUGCUGGGUGGCGCAAGCCUCCCUCAUUUGGCAGGGGAUCGAGGUCAAGGACUGCGAGGGCCUACCUGAGGGCAGCGAGCGGACGGCUGUUUCCUUCGCCGUGCCCGUGGUGGAGCCCGCCAGCAGCCGCCCGUCCGACUCGGGUUCGGGCGACGGGUGGGCCUCGGCGGCGCGCGCUGGUGGGGUAUCCCUCGGCGCGACGGCCUUCGUCGUCGCUGGCCACGUCCUGGCCUUCGCCAGGUGCGGGGAGGGCGCCGCCGAGCAGGAGCUGAUGGCGUGCACCCACUGCGGGGCGUACGCGCGGCUGGGCGGGCGCUCAGGCGCGGCGCCCAAGCUCAAGGAGCAAUGCCCAGGGUCUGCUGGGCUUCCAAAGGGCAGGCGCGACCAGAAGGCACGCUGGAUGCAGGGGCGGCAUCCUGCUGGCACGCCCCACAGCGGCAGCAAGCGGGUCGGCGCGGCAGUGCCCAGCCUGCGCAAGGAGGACGUGGUGCCGAUGGACGCCAGGGUGCGCUUCCUGCAGUGGCUGGGGGUCCGCCCCGAGGAUGCCCCUGGCGGGGAGGCCGCCGGCGCCAGCCGCGGGCCCCCCAGCGGCGCGGCGGCCGCUAGCGAGGCGGCGGCUGAGCCGCUGGCGCCUGGCCCCGCGGGGGCCUCGCGGGAGGCGUGGCUUGGUGCCUACGGCCUGGACGAGGCGAGCCUCCUCGAGUGGUCAGCAGCGGCUGAGUCGGCGCGAGAGGACAGGCGCAAGAGGCGCCGCCUUGCAGAUGGUGACGAGGGGUCGUGA
Molecule: messenger RNA, 4266 nt
Organism: Prorocentrum cordatum
Lineage: Eukaryota; Dinophyceae; Prorocentrales; Prorocentraceae
Source: the annotation of a GenBank genome assembly